Oreochromis niloticus (Nile tilapia) is the source of this 3743-nucleotide messenger RNA. RefSeq names its product KAT8 regulatory NSL complex subunit 3 (gene kansl3). Gene Ontology annotation, cellular component: NSL complex. The record is from RefSeq and is a predicted model, not a curated record. The transcript is spliced from 22 exons. Gene Ontology annotation, biological process: positive regulation of transcription by RNA polymerase II. Lineage: Eukaryota; Metazoa; Chordata; Actinopteri; Cichliformes; Cichlidae. The coding region runs from base 324 to 2972 and encodes 882 amino acids.
CUGACGCGCCACGAUCAGGGUUGCCAGUUUGGUAGAAACAGCAGGCCUGACUGAGCCGCUUGAAUUUAGGGCCUAGAAAGGGAGGGCGCGGAGCCUAACAAGGCAACGAAGCGAACAAAAGGAAGUGGCUUUUACGAGCUAAAUGUUUAUGUUUCAUAUAACCUCUUCCAUUGCCCGGUAAAUACGCCGUUCUUAUAUUUGCUUUGCUCGAAGCAGGAGCUGAAGCCGUCGCGGCCAACAUGGAGUGAUCAAAGUAAGAGUUUGUCCUGAAUCAGCACCAGUUGUUGAGGUCUUCCCGGGGCCCUUUGGGGCCCAGGAAGAGGAUGCAUCGUGGUGGAGAUAAAGACUUCCAGACCUCAGCUCGAAAGAUGGGCACAUCCUUGUUGUUCCAGCUCUCAGCCCAUGAAAGAGAGUUAGAUUUAGUAUUUCUGGACCACAGCUAUGCCAAACCAUGGAAUGCCCACCCAGAUGCCAGCAGUGCUCGACCCACGAGGACGCUGUUUGUUACCCCACGUCGCCAACCUGAACCCGUUUUAGAUUCAGAUUCUGUAAUAGAUGUGGAAACUGUAACUCCAACACCCGUUCCUCUAUAUGAUAACCACAAAGCCCUUAGUGUGAUGAAGGAGUGCGAGCGGCAUGUCCUGUUUGCUCGUACAGUUGCUGAGAGUCCCCCGCCCCCUGAUGACUGGGAGGAACAUGUAAACAAGACUGGAUGGACAGUGGCCCAGAACAAAUUGUUCAACAAGGUCAUUAAAGCUCUGCAAGCGGAAAGACUAGCCCGUCUGGCCAAUGAAAAUACUUCCAAUGAGCCAAUUUUGCGAAGGAUAGCUGUGGACAAGUGUGCGAGGAAGGUGCGGCAUGCGCUGGCCAGCGUGAACUGGGACACCAAACUGACACAGUGGUUACACACCACUCUAAUUGAGUCUUUAAGCCUAGCCAUGCUUGCCGCGUACCUGGAUGUGCUGCAGACUCUCAAAAGCAAGUUGCCCUCGCUGAUCGACAGAAUGUUGCUGUCAUCGGCAAAGACCGGCGCUCCAAGCGCAGAGGCGCUGUCACUGCUACUGAAAAGGCCGUGGGACCCAGCUGUUGGAGUUCUGUCUCAAAACAAGCCGAGCAAGCUUCCAGGAUCCCCACUCAUCCUUAUUGCACCAUCAAGCCCAACCAAUCCCGCCCUCUCCACUUCACGGCGAAUGAGAUUCUGGCAGUCACAGCUCUCCUUUUUUGGAAAGGUCAUCCCAAUACACACUCAUGUGAACAGCGGGGCCAAUAUUGGCAUCACCCAGUGCCUAGAGCACAUGUUGGGUACUGUCAGGGCCAAGGUCAUGGAGGUUCACAGUCACUUUCCUCACAAACCCAUUAUCCUGGUCGGCUGGAACGCUGGGGCUCUUAUGGCUUGCCACGUGUCCCUGAUGGAGUAUUUGACGGCUGUGGUCUGUCUUGGCUUCCCCCUGCUAACAGUCAAUGGGCCACGUGGGGAUGUGGAUGACCCGCUGCUGGACAUGAAGACACCAGUGUUGUUUGUGGUCGGCCAGAACGCGCUCCAGUGUAGCACAGAAGGAAUGGAGGAGUUCAGAGAGAAGCUCAGGGCAGACAACAGCAUGGUGGUGGUUGGAGGCGCGGAUGACAAUCUGAGAAUCAAUUCAGCAAAGAUGAAAUCAGAAGGACUGACGCAGACCAUGGUGGACCGCUGCAUUCAGGAUGAGAUCGCUGACUUCCUGUCAGGUGUGCUUACACGGGCAGAGGGCCACGGUCAUGGCUCAGGUGAGAUGAGAGACAUGGACACAGAAAAGAAGAAAAGGCCUCGACGGGAGCUUCCCUUUGACAUGGAGAGAGGACGACCAUCCUCCCCUGCACUCAGAGUUCCGAUCUCGCCGUCAGGAUCAGAGGAUCUGUCUAGUGUCUGCAGCAGUCCCACAUCCAGUCCCAAACCCAAGACAUCUGGUCUUUCUCCGGCACAGAAGUCCAGCCUUAUCACUGCUACACAGUUGCUCAAGACACACAUGCAGCGCUCCGGCACAGUGCUCAGUCACAAGCAGGCUCAAGCUCAGUUUGCUGCUUUUAUGAAACAAAACAUGCUUGUGAGGAAAAAUCUUCCUCCUGGCACUCCUCCUUGUAUUUUUGUGCCGGUGACCUCUGAUCAGAUGGAGGGCCUGGACAGAGAUGAACUGCGGUCCCAUGGCAAGAGGAGGCAGACACCUAGUCCCACUCCAAGCAAAGCCUCCAAGAGAGCAAAGAUCAAGGUUACUAUUGUUUCCCAAAGCGAUUCAGCAGGGGGCAGCCUCAGUCCUGCUGCACAUGAAGUGGGUGUCUCAGGAAAGCCCUUAACUGUGACAGUGGGACAGACUGUGGCUGGUGCCAAGGAGCUCUCUGGACUUCUUACAGGCCAACGGUCUGGUAGUCUCUCAGAGGUGUCUGGUGCCCUGUCCCCAGGCUCCAGCUCAUUCAGCAGCGUGCAGCCUUGCAUGGUGUCGGGGCCUUCCACACCAGCCCAGGCGCAAGCUCCAGCCACUGCCCAAGCACCUUCCGCCAGCAGUCUUCUACAAGGCCUAAGUUUCAGUCUUCAGGAGAUCGUCACCAAAGCUCCUAACGUUCCCUCGACAGCAGCCAACACAGGCGGCACACAGGGUCCGGUCCUGAGCUCCGCCGGUACCAGCAGCAGUGCUCUGCUCCGGGCAGUGCCUGUGGUCACCACAGGAGGAGUGGCUAAAACCACCGCCAUCCAUCAGCUGCUCACCAAUGGUGGGCUGGCCAAACUUGCUAGCAGCUUGCCUGGCUUGGCGCACAUCACCAACCAGACCACCGGAGGGCAGAAAGCCCCCACUUCUAUAACGGUGACCCUUCGAGGAGCACAUCCGAGUAGAGUGGGAUCUGUCAGCCAAGCUGGUGGUGAAGCUGUGACUUCAGCUCGUACCCAUAACCCAAGCACUGAAAUCUCGGCUCACUGUGGGCAAAUCCCUGAUGCAAGAUGGUGAUGUGCAAAAGUACCUUAGGAGUCACAGCCUGCCGAUGAGACUGCUCCCUCCCCAUAGUGACGAACGCACCGCCGCACAGUGUGCAGAAGACCAUGCCUCACAGAGGGCUCCCCUGUGGAGAUAAUGGGAAAAGGCCAGGCAGUCGCUUUCAGUCGCGACCAAGUCCGAGUCUGUGCUGGAUAGAACAGGCUCUGCUAACUUAGGGGAUGACGUUGUGCUACAGCCUGCACUCCUUUAUUACACCUUUGACUUUAAACUGACAGCAUGAUCACAUGUUCUUGGGAGAAAAUUAUAUGCUGAGGGUAAACUGUAAACUACCUGGAGUGUGGUGGUGCAGCCCAGGUAAAGCCUAUAAAAGGACAGCUGUGCAACUGUUCAUCCUGAUCAAAAACCUGCUGUGCAUCUCAGCAAACAUAAUGUUUGAAGUCCUUAGCCUACUCUCAGAAUAUAUUGAGUUCUAUCAUUGCUAUAUCCGUAUAUGUCCAUAUAGAUCCAAUAACAGUAAUCCAUAUAAUAAGUGUCUGUCAUAAUUGUUUCUUUUUAUGUAGCAAUAUAAUUUGAUGUAAUGUGCUUCUGAAAGGGAGACGUGUAUUGCGAUGCUUAGUUUGAGGUAUUUGCACUUGUAAAACUCCAAGCUUUUGUUGUACUCAUUUCCACCUGAACCUGUUCUAUAGCCUCAAACACUGGACCAGGGUACUACUUCCCAUCUGCACCGUCUCAUGACUUCACUGCACGCAGAGCUUUUGUUUGAAAUAAACAUAUUUACCUGAA